Enterobius vermicularis (human pinworm) is the source of this 1179-nucleotide messenger RNA. The record is from the annotation of a GenBank genome assembly. NCBI's taxonomy places the organism in Eukaryota, Metazoa, Nematoda, Chromadorea, Rhabditida, Oxyuridae.
GCUGCUCCCAGAACAACACCAAAACCGACUUUUGUGGACAGUAGUGGAACAGAAUUUCUACUUGUAUUUCCGUGGAACAACGCACCGAUUGGCUCUAAACAGGACAUUUACCUUGAUUUAAUCAACUUGGAUGAAUUUAGUUCUGCCCAUGUGAAUAUAACAUAUUAUACGUUGAACGAAAACAACACUUCAGAAAAGAAUGAGGAUUACCUUGAUGUUCCGCCCACUAAUGCUAGUACAUAUUUCUUACCGAAGAGCUGUGUUUGCCAGAAAAGAACUUAUAUGACUGGCGUUGAUCAAGUACCAAGUACAAAAAUUUAUCUAGUCUCUGAUAUACCAAUCUCAGUUGUGGGACAUAACUAUUACAACGGCAUUGGAGACUCAUUCGGAGUUUGGUCGACCACUGCCGCGAAAAAAGUGUACAAAGUAUCACUUCCAUCUGCAUUAGUGUCAGAAAAUCCAACAGAAGGGUUUGAAACGUUGUAUUUCUUAACGGAGACCGACAAUAAUAUAACAGCGAACGUUCAUCAGAAAUAUAAUUCUAUUCAGUUUUCUAUUAGCCUGAAGGGAGAUUUAGCUGCUGACACCGCUGUUCUGACUAUAGAACCAGAUGACAGAAUAAUCUUUGUGACCGGUACCGAACCUUUUGCGAUUGUUGUUGCAGUAAGGAAUCUACCAGCGAUUGGAGGACAGAAUGGCACUGAUUUCGGGUGUUUCAUGCCCAGCUCCUUUUUUCUUAGACGCGCUUUAAAAUAUGAAGCUAUACUUGAAAUCCAAUUAGAAAUUAAAACACCCCUUCAGUUCACUCAGGCGCACACUAGAAUCAAUGAAGCUUCUGAUUUUAGUGGUGGACUCGGAAAUGUGAUCAUCGGCGAUGAGACGACACGAAACACGUCGACACAUGACGGAAAACCAAUUGACUCAGAUUCUUACACAGUGUUUAAAUACGACAAGGUGCAACGUUAUUACCAGACUAUAUCAGAUGAAACUCAGGGGUUUCACUGGUUUUCAGCUGAAGGAGAGUAUACGCUUUACAUCUGUGCAGCCGGAAAUGGUUCUGCUGCCUCUUACACGCCCCGCAUCCAAGAUUCAGAUUUACCCUUAAUCUCUGCUAUCUUGGAAAAGUGGAGCCCUGAACUUUUUCUGCCUAUCUCUCGUUCGUAUCUCGCAAACUCUUGA